CCGUGCUCACUGGGACACCGACUGAGGAGGGGAGACGGGUUCAGGGACGGACCUGCUUCCGGUUAUCAGUUUCCAUGGUGGCGGAAGCCGGCAGAGAUGCAGAUAACCAUCCGACACACAAAGCCACUACUGCAGCUGACACUGGCUGUAAUCAAACCUGAUGGAGUGGCACAUCCACUGAUCCUGCAGGCAGUCCAUCAGAGGAUUCUGGACAACAGCUUUAUCAUCGUAAUGCAGAAGUACUUAAAAUGGAGCCAGGAGGAGUCUCGAAGGUUUUAUGCAGAACAUUCAGGUAGAUUCUUCUAUCAGCGAGUGGUGGAGUUCAUGGCCAGUGGGCCCAUGAGAGCAUACAUUCUGGCUCACGAGGACGCAGUGACUCGCUGGCGGCAGCUGAUGGGGCCCACCAGGGUGUUCCGCGCACGCUACUCUGCCCCCCACUCGAUCCGUGGAGACUUGGGGUUGACAGACACCAGGAACACCACACAUGGCUCAGACUCGCCUGAGUCGGCGGCGAGAGAAAUCUCCUUCUUCUUCCCCGAGUUCCAGCAGCAGCAGUGGCUGAGCACGGAGGAGGAGCUGUAUCGUCAGGGUCACUACUACUACCACCCACACCAGCAAGUUCACCUGAUCCGUGCCCCGCAGACACCCUUGGUCUGGGGACAAGGGCAAUGACCACAAACCGGCAUGGAGCGAGGGAGCUGAGGGGAACAGACCAGGCUCUGGGGCCUGGGAACUGAUUGGGGUCAGGGGUGACAGGCACUGACUACAGGCAGGGGUCGGGGGUGGUGGGGACUGACCACAGACUAGGGUCAAAGGUCAGAGACACCGACCACAGGCCAGGGUCAGGGGUGAGAGACACUGACUACAGGUCGGUGUCAAGGAUGGCAAGCAGUGACACAGGUUGGGGUCAGGGGUGAUGAUUGAGAAAGAGUUGCAGCAGUCCCUGCAACUCCAAGCACUGUCAUUUAUAAACCAGCUUCCUGUCAGAAGGAGACACAUUUGUAUGUUACAGUUAGAAGCCUCUGACCUUUCUCUCAGAGACGGAACACUUCCAGAGUUGACCUACUCACUGUGAUCACUUUGUUUUUACGACUUAAAUGGUCAAUUAAAUAUUUAUCUAUUUUUAUUAAA
Amblyraja radiata (thorny skate) is the source of this 1131-nucleotide messenger RNA. It is a transcript of the gene nme6, whose product is annotated as NME/NM23 nucleoside diphosphate kinase 6. Gene Ontology annotation, molecular function: nucleoside diphosphate kinase activity. The record is from RefSeq and is a predicted model, not a curated record. Lineage: Eukaryota; Metazoa; Chordata; Chondrichthyes; Rajiformes; Rajidae. The transcript has 6 exons. Gene Ontology annotation, biological process: UTP biosynthetic process; negative regulation of cell growth; GTP biosynthetic process. Gene Ontology annotation, cellular component: mitochondrion. The coding region runs from base 97 to 672 and encodes 191 amino acids.